GAUAAGAAUGUUUAUAAAUAAAGAAAAAAUUUGUUAUCAGUAAAAGAAAUGUUUUAUUCCGUUAAAUGUAAUUAAUGGAUUUGAUUAUAUUGAGCAAACCUAGUUGUGUUUGUUGACCGAAAACUUGAAAAACAAUGUUAAAAUUAGGAAAAUUUGCCUUUCUGACCAAGAAAACCAUUCAAAUUCCAGUGUGCAAGCUUUCUACAGUUCCAUUACAAAAUCAGAUUUUAGAAUCCAAGGAACAACCUUUAACUGACACUUUUGGAAGACACCACAACUACCUCAGGAUAUCUUUGACUGAAAGAUGCAACUUACGAUGUCAGUAUUGUAUGCCAGAAGAAGGAGUUAAUUUAACAGCAAAAUCGGACCUAUUAACCACAGAUGAGAUAAUAAAAAUUGCCGAACUUUUCGUUAAAGUUGGAGUUAAUAAAAUAAGGUUAACAGGGGGAGAGCCAACUGUUAGGAAAGACAUUAUCCAGAUCGUUGAACUUCUGAAAUCAAUAGAAGGCCUAGAGACUGUGGCAAUGACAACUAAUGGAUUAACCCUAACCAGGCAGCUUGUAGCCCUCCAAAAGGCAGGCCUGGAUAUUUUAAAUAUCAGCCUAGACACACUAAACGCCGAGAAAUAUUUGAAAAUAUCGAGAAGAAAUGGCUGGAAAAGGGCAAUGAUGGGCAUCGACCUGGCAUUACAAUUAGGCUAUAGUCCGGUAAAAGUGAACUGUGUUCUUAUGAAGGGUGUAAAUGAUGCAGAAAUCAUAGAUUUUGUCAGCCUAACUAAGGAUAAAGAUCUGGAUAUAAGGUUUAUAGAAUACAUGCCUUUCUCAGGUAACAAAUGGAACGAGAACAAAAUGGUUUCAUACAAAGACAUGGUCCAAGAAAUCAGAAAUACUUAUCCAGGAUUUUAUGCCAUGAAAAACGGCCCAAAUGACACCUCAAAGGCUUGGAAAGUUCCAGGCUAUAAAGGGCAAAUAGGCUUCAUAACAUCGAUGAGUGAACAUUUUUGCGGAUCUUGCAAUAGGCUCAGACUCACCGCCGAUGGUAAUUUGAAAGUUUGUCUAUUCGGCAACACCGAGGUGUCUUUGAGGGACGCUCUGAGGGCAAAAUGCUCAGAAGAAGAUCUCGUCGCUCUCAUUUCAGCUGCCGUAAAAAGGAAGAAGAAACAACAUGCGGAAAAUCGCCACUCGAACCUGUUAUCUCCGAUCCCUAAGCUUCCAAACAUUCUGCCAUUCUUCCCAAAAACCCUCCAAUACCAAACCGUACGUCAUUAUUCCACCGAACCACAAGACAAACCGAAAACCCACCUGACCCACAUCAACGCCGAAGGCAAGGCCUCGAUGGUCGACAUAAUUCAAAAGCCGAUAACCGUUAGGACCGCGCAGGCCACCGCAACCGUAAGAGUCGGCCCCAAAGUCACCAUGUUAAUUAACCAAAACGCCGUUAAAAAAGGCGACGUGCUCAGCAUAUCCCAGAUAUCGGGCAUCUUGGGGGCGAAAAAAACCUCGGAAAUCAUCCCCUUGUGUCACAAUAUCGCUUUGACGAAAAUCAAUGUUACCGCCGCCUUAGAUGUGCAUAAGGAAGAAGUGAAACUUUUGAGCGAAGUGAGCUGUGAGGGACGCACCGGGGUGGAAAUGGAAGCUUUGACCGCCGUCAGUGUUGCUGCCCUCACUAUUUACGAUAUGUGCAAGAACGUCAGCAGGGACAUAGUGAUUUCGGAUAUUUGCUUAAUUAGUAAAACCGGAGGGGCCAGCGGUACUUAUGUUAAAGAAGAGGUGGAGGUGAGAGAUUAUGAUCAUAGGCCUAUUACUAGGUUGUCUCCUUGGGUCGGAGCUGUUUAGCAUGAAGUAUCUUAUUUUUAGUUGAAUAGAAGUCCAUAUUAUGUAGGAGAAUGUGUAUAUAAAGAUAACAAAUUGGGGAAGUCUUUAUCUCCAAGAAAAAUGGAUGUAGGUCAUUUAGUUAAAUGUAUUAUGCAUUUCGGCUGUGUAAACAGCCAUCAUCAGAUACAGAACAUCACAAAAAACAAAUAUGUUCAACAAAUAAAACUCAAAAAAACUACCAGUAAAAAAGUUUUUAAUUUUAAUUCUUUUAUUUAUUGUUGUCUUUAUUCCCGAUAACGGGUAGUUUUUUUGAGUAUUAUUUGUUGAACGUAGGGGAGAGUGUUCCACAAUCAGACACAAAAUAGAUUUUGCUAAGUAUUGACUUUGUUUAUUGAACCAACCAAAAUACGAUUAUCACUAAAAUAAAUUAAGGCUAAACAUAAGUUUUUAUGGUAGAACAAACAUCAUAAACCAAAAACUAAUUUAAAAAAAGUUUGUUUAACCAAGGACAGUUGUCUGUUAGUGGAACACACAUGUUCCACGUCGGUUACAAGCAUCGCCGCGUCUUCAUUUUCUUCGUCUGUUGAGUCUUCAUCGAUUACUUUUCUUUUCACGACCUUAUUCUUCUUAACACUUUUUUUUCUUUCUCACUCCAUUUGUUUAGCUUCUAGGGCGAUCUUUUCUGGAGUGUCCGUGGCGAUAAUACUUUUAGCUUUUUCUCUCUUCUUUCUCUGAUUUUUUCGUUCUUCAGCUUUUGGGUAUCCUUUAAAUUGUUGUAGACUUACGAAAGUUUCUUUGUGAUUUUGUGUAGGUGUUGUGUUUAAACUAACUGAUACUGAAACUAAGGAGUCUGACAUUAUAUUUUCUUCGAUGCAUUUUUUGAUGGUUGAUUUGGAUCAAUAAGUCGUUGAUCUUCUUCAUUGUUUUGAUCCACAUUCCUAUCCGUUACGCUGCUAAUUGCAAAGUCGUCAUCUGUAAAUAUGAAUUUAUCGAAGGAUAAAUCCCAGUUUUUCGAAAUCCAGAUUUGAUAUUAGCGGGAGUCAUCGAUUUUUCAAAUGCAUAAGCAACACAGCCAGCGAUAUCAAAAAUAGAAACAGGUAUCCCAGGGUGCUCUAAAAGCCAUGUUUGUAAGGCAGUAUUGUAGAAUGAUUUAAACGAAAAAAACACCGAGACAUCUAAUGGUUGCAGCUUGUUGGAAGUAUGUGGCGGUAAGGUCAAAAUGAUCACUCCAUUUUCCUUGGCUAGAUUUAUUCCUUCUAUAGUUAGAUGACUCUCGUGAUUGUCAAAAAUAGAGAAGGGUUUUCUUUUGUGCUGGACGCAUAUUUAAUGAAGUGCCUUAAAACGCUUGGAAACAAUUCACCAGUCAUCCAUCCAGAAUCGGAAACCAAUCCCAAAGUACCAUGCGGUGCUCCAUAAGUCAUUCGAGGAUUAAACUUUUUUCGUGGAAAAAUCAUGACUGGUGGUAUUGUAUUCCCGGAUGCUGAUAUAAUACAACAAGUGGUGAUUAGUAAACCUCGUUCGGCGCUCGUGCAGGAAGAGACCUGCUUGAUCCCUCUCUGAGCAACAAUCUUUUUCGGUUUUUGGACGGUUGUGGUGGCAGUUUCAUCUAAAUUAUAAAUUUUUGUACCGCUGUAAAAAUUUCCAUGGUUCAGAAACCCUUUUUUCAAAUUUUUGAAAAAAAGUCUAACAUUGUGUUUGUUGAAUGAUGUCGCUCUGGAGAGACUACAUCCCUGGCGAAGAUUUAAUUCUGCAUGUCUGGACAUAAAUCCUAGGAACCAUUCGCGUCCAGCUUCCUUGUUUGUUUGCAAAUUUUCCGGAAUUUUACAAUUAUUAAUAGUUGCCAUUUCAUAAGCCAGUUUUCUGAUAUUAAUGACCGUUUGUCCGUAACACAUUUUUGAGCAAGUUAAUACGUAAUCGGCUAGGGCUUUUUCUUGAUUUUCAGAAAAAACUUUUCUACAAGCAUAAUUUGGAGCCAUUUUAGGGAUUCUGUUUUUGCCUUUUUACAUAUUCAUAAACCGUUUGAAAUUUUAAAUUGUAUCUUUCAGCUGCUUGUCUUAAACAUAUCUUCUCUUCGGUGGCUGCUCUAACGGAUUGUUCAUCAAAUUGCCCUUUAUCGCUUUUUCGCUGACGUCCUCGAGCCAUUUUUCCUGAAAUAUAAAUUAAAUAGCCCAAAAUCUGAUGUAAAGGUUGUUUUUGUAAUACUAGUUUCAGAAGAAAAAAAUAGAGCAUAUAAUAUAUCGACAAUAGGAAAAACUUACCUUGAAAAACGAUUUUUUUAUUAAAAAAUCCACAAAACCAAGAGAACAGCGUUCAAACUUUGUUUACCACAUCGGCGUGUAUAACCGCACUAUCCGAACGAAAAACGUCAAACUUGCGGCGGGAAUUUCAAAAUUACGUGCUUUGUCUGAUUGUGGAACAUUCUCCCCUAAAUGUUUUUUGUGAUGUUCUGUAUCUGAUGAUGGCUGUUUACACAGCCGAAAUGCAUAAUACAUUUAACUAAAUGACCUACAUGCAUUUUUCUUGGAGAUAAAGACUUCCCCAUUUUGUAAUCUUUGUCUUAUUUUUAGUCUAUUGAAUGUUAUGUUUCUUGUAUUAGUAGUAUAUUGGGUUAUGGUAUAAGGGUUUUAUAUGCUUUAAGCAAUUUUGAAAUAUUUAGAUUUCUAAAUGACCGAAAAGGAAGGGGCUGACUAGCUUUAUUUAGUGAAGAUGCUGUCUAUUUUUUAAAAAAAAAUAUAUUACAGUUUUUUAAUUGUUAGUUUAGUCUUAUAUUCUAUAUUUUUGUAACCUAUUAUAUUAUAUUAUAAUAAAGCGAAUAUUAUACAUAAAUUA
Messenger RNA from Anthonomus grandis grandis, 4643 nucleotides. RefSeq names its product molybdenum cofactor biosynthesis protein 1 (gene Mocs1). Lineage: Eukaryota; Metazoa; Arthropoda; Insecta; Coleoptera; Curculionidae. Gene Ontology annotation, biological process: Mo-molybdopterin cofactor biosynthetic process. Gene Ontology annotation, molecular function: GTP 3',8'-cyclase activity; 4 iron, 4 sulfur cluster binding; metal ion binding. The record is from RefSeq and is a predicted model, not a curated record. The transcript is spliced from 8 exons. The coding region runs from base 135 to 1835 and encodes 566 amino acids.